Messenger RNA from Pteronotus mesoamericanus, 4462 nucleotides. It is a transcript of the gene ERLIN2, whose product is annotated as ER lipid raft associated 2. The record is from RefSeq and is a predicted model, not a curated record. The coding region runs from base 169 to 1188 and encodes 339 amino acids. Lineage: Eukaryota; Metazoa; Chordata; Mammalia; Chiroptera; Mormoopidae. The transcript has 12 exons. Gene Ontology annotation, cellular component: endoplasmic reticulum; endoplasmic reticulum membrane. Gene Ontology annotation, biological process: SREBP signaling pathway. Gene Ontology annotation, molecular function: ubiquitin protein ligase binding; cholesterol binding.
GCUGCUUCUCCCUCCUGAGCGAGAGAGCCACCCCUCUCUCCUGAAUUUCUUUCUCUCACUAGCUCCCAAGCGAGACCAAGCAGAGGCUCUUGGAGCCCCAGCUCCUACUCAGGGCUCUUGGGAUGCGCGACCUUCUCUCGGAAAGGGCGCGAGGAUAAAGGUUCACUGAUGGCUCAGUUGGGAGCAGUUGUGGCUGUGGCUGCCAGUUUCUUUUGUGCAUCUCUCUUCUCAGCUGUACACAAGAUAGAAGAGGGACAUAUUGGGGUAUAUUACAGAGGGGGUGCCCUGCUGACUUCCACCAGUGGCCCUGGCUUCCAUCUCAUGCUCCCUUUCAUCACAUCAUACAAGUCUGUGCAGACCACACUGCAGACGGAUGAGGUGAAGAAUGUACCUUGUGGGACUAGUGGUGGUGUGAUGAUCUACUUUGACAGAAUUGAAGUGGUGAACUUUCUGGUCCCAAAUGCAGUGUAUGAUAUAGUGAAGAACUAUACCGCUGACUACGACAAGGCCCUCAUCUUCAACAAGAUCCACCACGAACUGAACCAGUUCUGCAGUGUGCACACACUUCAGGAGGUCUACAUUGAGCUCUUUGAUCAGAUUGAUGAAAAUCUCAAAUUGGCUUUGCAACAGGACCUGACCUCCAUGGCCCCUGGGCUUGUCAUCCAGGCUGUUCGGGUGACAAAGCCCAAUAUACCCGAGGCGAUCCGCAGAAACUACGAGUUGAUGGAAAGCGAGAAGACAAAGCUGCUUAUUGCAGCCCAGAAACAGAAGGUGGUGGAAAAAGAAGCUGAGACAGAGCGGAAGAAGGCCCUCAUUGAGGCGGAAAAAGUAGCCCAGGUUGCAGAAAUCACCUAUGGACAGAAGGUGAUGGAAAAGGAGACUGAGAAGAAGAUUUCAGAAAUUGAAGACGCUGCGUUCCUGGCCCGGGAGAAGGCAAAGGCUGACGCUGAGUGUUACACUGCUAUGAAAAUCGCUGAAGCAAAUAAGCUAAAGCUGACCCCUGAAUAUCUGCAGCUGAUGAAGUACAAGGCCAUUGCUUCCAACAGCAAGAUUUACUUUGGCAAAGACAUCCCUAACAUGUUCGUGGACUCUGCAGGCAGUCUGGGCAAGCAGUUUGAGGGGCUAGCUGACAAGCUGAGUUUUGGUUUAGAAGAUGAACCCUUGGAGGCAGACACCGAGGAUAAUUGAAACAGAAUUUUUAUACAACCUCAGGUGACACUUAAAGAAAGAGAUCUUUAUUUUUUAAUGAUGAACUAGGAUGUUCCUCCCUCUUACACUACCUUCUUUGACUGUCUUCCACGUACUAUGGUGGAAAAAAAGAGGAAACGGACUUAAAUCUAUUCCCCUGGGAAGGGAGGGCAGGGAUUGAUAAUUUUGGGGUUUUAUUCAGGUAUGUAGGCUAUUUGACUUCUGUUAAGAUUUGUAAACCAUGAGUUUGACCUAUGACCUCCCGGUAUUAAUUUUAAUCCUUUGAAGCUGACUUAAUUAAGAAUGCUACCAUUAAGGAGUGGGAGAAAUAGAGGGUGUUGCUUGUAGAUGGUUUGAUUCCCCUUAUUUGGGAAAACACCAUCCAGAGUCUUCGUCCCUGCCUUCGAGGUAGGAGAUGCCUGUGGGUGAGGCUCACAACUGAGCAAAUACGUGCUUGUACGUUUGCCAGGAGAGCCAGGGGGAACAACUGCAGCAUGUUUGGCUUUCCUGGCAUUUUUGUCAGUGCAGGCAUGAGUUAUUCAGAGGUGCACUUACUGAGCCCUCAUAAGGAAGAACGGGUGCUAGAUUUUGCAAGCUUUUCUAUACAUGCUACCCUCGUUGCCCUCGGGCUUAAAGUGGUGUUUCUGACUGCAUUGCCAGAGCCAAGGUCUGCUCAUUGCCACACAGUUCUUUUUAAAACUUUUCACCUAGUCUGUGAUUUGGGGAUAUUUUUUCCCCUCUCAAUCUCUUUGUUGGUUCCAGUCAGCAUCAAGAAGACAGGAACAAGCAACUCAAGUGUCUUAAUAGCUGCUAAAGUGGGAUCAUUAUGUCUGUUAGCAACUAAGGUACCUGCUUGGCAAACUCUGUAUGUUCCUUGAUGUCAAGUGUCUUUUUAUUGUUGUGGCAAUUCUACAGUGAAGAUUCUCUGGAAGAGAAGGGAGGCUCAUCCAAAAGCAUUCCUAACCUUAAGGUAUAUGGCUUGUGCUGGGAGUUUGGUGUCGUGAUAGACCCAUUUUUAAACCCAGGGCUUCAGGCUGCCACACAGACAUCAGACUGAAUAUUCAGUCUCCAGAGACAGCUGUGUGGGUGCAAGUCCAAGUUCCUGCCCAAGUCCCUGGGUUGAAGCCGCUGCAUCAAAAUCUGUGCCGAUGUUUUCUUUCUCAUUGCUAAUUAGGAAAAGUUUCAGUCACCUGGGAGAUUUGGGAAGGGGGAGAGCAAACAUGAAAGAAAGAUGUUCUUAUAUCCUGGAAUUGGAGUUGGGGGUAGGGACAGCCUGCAUAGGCCUUGAGUUGAGCACCAUAUUGUUAAGUGGAGGACAGCUAUCUGGAGUUAACAUGCAAGCAUGUUGGUGUUCUCCAUGAUGAGCUCUGGUUCAGGAUUUGUUAGAUUCUUCCCCUCCCCCCAGAAAACCCCUCUCUACACCCAGUGGCUCAACGAGUCUGUGAAUGCUCCUUUGUGGCACAGGUCCCCGCUUACUCUUUGGUCCCCUGCUCAGACUUCUAGUUUAUCAAAUGGCUCCAGAACUCAAGGCCAGCUUACCCCUAAGUAGCAAGUUUGGGGAGCUUUCUGCCUGCCCAGGAAGAAACAAAAUGUUACCUCCUCUUAAUUCAGAUGUUGCCCUUCUCUUUUCUGACUUUUGGGUCUAGAAUCUUCAAACCACGGUUCCUGAUCACAUUUUGUGCAGGCAGCCAAAUGUUCCUGGGAGUGAUGAAUUUCAGCAUGCUCUGAAGUCCUCGCAGAAGGCAGCCAGUCUCCCAAGACCAACAUAGAGUAUCCAUUAUUAACAUAUUCUCACCCUCCUCCCACUCCAGUGCCAUUAAUCACCUGUUAGAAGCAACAUGUCAGGUCCCCCAUCCCUAAUUUACAUAUUUGUCUGUUCCCUGUACUCUGAGAAUUGCUACCUAGGCCUCAGAAUACACUACUUCACUACAAUUGAAUAAGUAGCAAGGGUAUCUCAGUCUGUUGGAAUAGCAUGUUUGCUCAGGUUCUUAUGUGAAAAGUCUCCUAACACUAACAUCCUGUGGUAGCUUGUCCCUUACGUUAGAUGCUCUUUGACCACAGGAGAGCCUCAGUGAAGUCCUGCAGCCUCUACUCCCCUUGAUGUUAACGUCGCUUCUUCCUUAAACAAGAAAUAUAAAUGUUAUAGUUCUCACUAGUUUGAAUCCAGUGGUUGUCUGUACAUGCCUCAAUAGUAAGAUCAUGGAAGUCACCUCUUUCCUUAGCAUGGGACAACUAACCAAUCUGUCUGUGUGACUUUCUUUAGCACUUACUAGAAAAUCUGAUCUUAACAUUUGAAUCCUAAACACAUAAAAUGUGACAGCCUGCAGUUUUGUAGGCAGUAAAGUCAUGGCUGCUAUUUAUAAAUGGAACUUCUAUCAAAAUAAGUAACUGUUUAUAAAAUUCAGUUUUUGUAGAAUUUUCCAAGGAAAAGUCACCUUGGUUGAAUGUUUCUCACUCAUUAAACUUUGCAGAAGUGAUUCAUAUUCAGUAUUGUUUCUAAUCACUUUUUUAUAUAAGGACAGAAUGUUUACAAGGAAGCCAAAGUUUGUUAAUUUUUAUAUAACUAAAAUAAGAUAAAUUUGGAGAAAUCUAUAAUCAUAUUAAGUUGAGGGAGAAAAGAAAUCACUGAAAGAAUUUUAGCAAUACUCAGGAGCAAGUGGUGGCGGGUAAAUGGAGACAAAUGUAUUUGAACAAUAUAAAUAAAUAAAUAAAUAAAAAUGUUAAAAAAUACUACAAAAGAAGGAAUUUUAGCAAUAUAGGCAGGUCCUCAAAUAACAUCUUUUGAUUCAACAGGAUUUUGUUACAACAUUGAUAAGAUACCAUAGGAACUCAACUUUUGUUUAUAUCAAUUAGCCUGUCAUAAAAUCAUUAUACAUCAUUUUACUUAAAGUCACAGAACCUGUUGACAAUGCUGGGGACUUACUGUGUAUUGAUCCAAAAAAAGAUGUUUUAUAAAUGCUCUGUUGCAAUUUCUAUGGGUCUAUCAACACUGCUAAGUUUAUCAUUUAUAGAGAGUAGUGGAAGUAAGAUCAUCAUAUUUACUGACUUACCUAUUUGCGUUUGAGGAUCAAAUGUACAGAUGCUCCUCAACUUAUGAUGGGGUUUUGUCCCAAUAAACCCAUUAUAAGUUGAAAAUAUCAUUAAGUUGCCCUGACCAGUGUGGCUUGGUUGGUUGGAGCAUUGUCCUGUGCACCAAAAGAUUGCAGGUUCAAUUCCCUGUCAGGGUAUAUACCUAGGUUACAGGUACCUGGUCGGGACACGUGCAGGAGGCAAC